GAAUAGUGAAGGAGUGGAGCAGUAAUAAAUUUUUAUCACAUUUUAUAUUGUCGAAUUGCAUAGAUAUUGUGUUAGUUCUGUAAAUGGAGCACACACCUAGGCAAAACACAUCUGCAUUUUCUCAUAGUACAUUUUUUUUUUAAAUGCACUGAAUUCUAAAGAUCCUUUUUAGCCUGCAACUCUUCAAUCUUAUGCUUCUUAAAUAUUGUCUGUCGCAUCGUUUGAUUUGUCGUCAUAGGCUUAAUAUGGAUAACUGCUGUGUGCAUUGUGGAAUUUGUUCCUUUUUUGCUUUAACUGUUAUACACUGUCUUACUUUUGCUACCUCCCGAACUCUUUAGUUAACUUUUUUUUUCGUCACACAAAAAUGAAAGCAGCAAUGACUUGAGCGAAACUUGACGACUUAAAAUAUAUAGAGAGACUCGUUAGCAAGUGCCUCUUCAGAGUUGCAUUUUACUUCUCUCGAUGGAAUGAACUUUUUUUGUGAUUCGGUACCUUUCUUGCCUGCACCCAUUUGUGAUGCGUGAAACCGACACUUUACAUCGGAAGAACAACUCAGAGGCGGUCUUCCUGUCUAGACACAUUCGGGGUGAUUUUGUUUAUUUAUCCUGUUGUGGACCGUCUGAGCAUUACCCCAGUCACUUUACACUCUGAGACAGCGUCGCCGGUCCCCAGUCAGGCUGGCGUGCGUGGAUCGCUGGGCAUGAUGGGGGAUGAAGUUGCCGGAGAGCGUGCCACGACGCGUGGGUCUGCGACACCUGCGUAUCGACUGGCGUUGGCUAAUAAGAGGGACGGAUGGUGGUUUCUUCAAAACGUGCUCCGUAUGGCAGACACGUGCUUUGAGCGCUUUCUGAGUACACCACGCGCAGGUUACAAAAGGGUGAAGGGGCCCUAGUCAGGGGCCCGGAACACACCCGGGUUAGUUAAUGAGAGGAAAUGUAAUUGUCCAGCUCACAAGUUACGGAAACCACGGAGACCAAGUGGUUUGGUCUAUCAGGGAAAGUUGCACAGGCCACACCUUGUCAUCUUUCUCCCUAGGAACCAAGCCUCUGCUCAGAACCCCUUGGCGAGGUGUGCACAACUGUGACCUCAUGUGGGAGGAAUCUAAUAAUCGAUGGAAUUCGGAACCGUGAGAUUACGAAAAAAUUGAGAUCCCAUGUCUAAUGUAUGACAUAUGAAUCUUUUUUUUUCCGAGAAUGUACUAUGAUUGCUAUUCUCAUUCCAUUUCGCUUCUUUCGAUUUAUUCAUAUUCGUCUAGACGUGGAGAUAACUCAUAUUGGUUUGAUUUAUUCACCGAUAUUAAAAUUUGCCUAUCGAAAAGGUACACCAAGAAGAAAUUUAAGACAAUGGCAUUACUACCACUCCGCGUGCGAAGGGAAUCAGUCAACAAGCCUUUUAAGGGCCGUCUGCGGCGGUCGCUUUUCGUUGGGGUUAUCGGAGUGCUUUUAAUACUUCUUUGGCUAUACUACGCUGGCGAUUCGAGGCGGAUCCCAUUUACACCAUCCGUGCUUCCUCCUGGUGGUACGCAGGAUAUGUUCCUCCGUUCCACAGGGACUCGCGUGGUUGUUUUCGUUAUGAGUGAUAAAAUAGAUGAUGCCCUUUGCUAUUCUGCGGGCUCAGCUUACUUAAACGGACUGCCCGUGGUGGUGGCCGGCUAUCGGAUGAAGUAUCGUGGGUUUCUGUCCAAAUUUGAAUUCAUGGAAAGGGCCAUCGAGAAUGCGGAGUUGCAGCCAGAGGAUGUGGUCAUUGUAGUGGAUUCAGACACGAUCUUCACGGGUGCGGACCUUAAUCCGUUCCUGGAUCGCUUCAUUGCGCGGUCCGCUCCCACGCCUAAGCUGCGAUGUGUGUGCGUCUGGAAACGGGGAUGA
Phytomonas sp. EM1 is the source of this 1865-nucleotide messenger RNA. NCBI's taxonomy places the organism in Eukaryota, Euglenozoa, Kinetoplastea, Trypanosomatida, Trypanosomatidae. The record is from the annotation of a GenBank genome assembly.